This is a messenger RNA of Vicia villosa (hairy vetch), 1275 nucleotides long. RefSeq lists its product as uncharacterized. Bases 568 to 1275 code for a protein of 235 amino acids. The transcript is spliced from 7 exons. NCBI's taxonomy places the organism in Eukaryota, Viridiplantae, Streptophyta, Magnoliopsida, Fabales, Fabaceae. The record is from RefSeq and is a predicted model, not a curated record.
AGAGGAUAUUCGAGAACAAGUGAUGCGGGACAUAUCGUCAAUGCCAGCAUUCUCUCAACAAUAUCCAAAUUUCCCAAUUUGUUCUCCUAAUGCCACAAUACGUGCGAGCACGAAUGGGAGUUGUUCAGCAAUGCCAUAUAUACAAGAGGAUGAUGAGGAUAUCCCUGAAGAGUGUGAAUUAUAUGUUGAUAAGAAACUUCAUAUAGUGGCAUAUGCAAAUGUGUAUAAUUUAGGGCCUGCCAUACAUAAUUAGUUGUUAGAUAAUGAUAUGGCAAGGGUGGCGGUAACAAAGGUGCUCGAUUCAAAUGUUCAAGUCCCGGUGCCCACGGAUGAGGUGACAAAGGUUGGGGAGGCCCUCAACACUUUCAUUCAAUGGCCGAAAAGACUUUUACGUCUUGUAACUAAUAAGGAUGUUGACGGAAAUAAAAAAUAUCUCCUUCCAUCUAAAAGGCCAGAACCUGAAAACACCGGUGCUGAAAAAUUGAUGUUAAGGAUAAUGUCACGGAAAGAUGAUGUGAAGUUCAAGUUGGAAGGGGAUAAUUUUUUUAUGUCCCAAUCAAAGAUAUUAUGGAGUUGUGUAUGAAGACACAAGAUUUACGCAUCUCUAUUCUACGUAUAUGGGUGGUGUAUAUAAAACACCUUUGUACUCGGUUGGACAAGAGUAAUAUGUAUGGUUUCAUUGAUCCAAAUUUCAUUCAAACACAAAACGAUCGAGCUAGUUCUCAGUCUCACAUAAUUGAAAAGCUGCUUGAGAAUGACAAAGACUGCUUUUUUGUACCAUACAUCAACAAUCAUCAUUGGCAAUUGCUCAUUAUUGAGCCAAAAAAGCAAAAUGUAGUCUUCCUAUGUUCGAUGGGGUUGAAGCCAGAUAAAAACAUCGUUCUUACGGUUGAUUUAGCCAUAGAUGGAUAUAAUAGGUUGAAAGGCUCGAGAAAACAAAGAAAGCCAACAUGGAACAUUACUCUCAAAAUGCUGCCACUAACAGUGCUGGAGAGGCAGGGGUUAAUUGGGCUUAACAAUGAGGAGGAUAUUCGAGAACAAGUGAUGCGGGACAUAUCGUCAAUGCCAGCAUUCUCUCAACAAUAUCCAAAUUUCCCAAUUUGUUCUCCUAAUGCCACAAUACGUGCGAGCACGAAUGGGAGUUGUUCAGCAAUGCCAUAUAUACAAGAGGAUGAUGAGGAUAUCCCUGAAGAGUGUGAAUUAUAUGUUGAUAAGAAACUUCAUAUAGUGGCAUAUGCAAAUGUGUAUAAUUUAGGGCCUGCCAUACAUAAUUAG